Messenger RNA from Fusarium oxysporum Fo47, 555 nucleotides. RefSeq lists its product as uncharacterized. Lineage: Eukaryota; Fungi; Ascomycota; Sordariomycetes; Hypocreales; Nectriaceae. The transcript has a single exon. The record is from RefSeq and is a predicted model, not a curated record. Bases 1 to 555 code for a protein of 184 amino acids.
AUGGCCGGCAAAAUGACGAAAGGCAUGUGGUUUAACCCAAUUGUCAUUGACGACGAACCAAGUGUGACCCCUGAUGUCAGCAACCCUCCAGCUCAUUUCACUAACAAUUUAGAUAUUAUCAAACUCGAAGAUACUACUCCCGCUAUCCACACUGCUCCCGCUGUCUAUACCGCUCCCGCUGCCAGUACUAAUGCCCUGGCCAACCCCAGUCCCUCGGCGAGUACCGAUGCCCUGGCCAGUACCACCAUUUACCCAUCAGUCCGAUAUGGAACAAUGCGUACACGCCAUCAGCUUUGCCGACUUUUAGAAAAUGUUUUCAAUACCUUAGCCAGCGAAUUCCAUAAAAAAAUCGACCAAGCCUAUGGUCAGUUCUGCUUAAAGUUCAGCACCACCCAACAACAAUACCUGAACCAGCUGCAACCAAUUCUAGCCUCGGGGAAUUGUUUCUCGACAUUUACCCAGAUCUUUCCCUCUGAAAACCUUACCCAGGUUAUGCAGCUUAUGCUAGCUAAAUGCAGAGAAACGACAAGCUUGGGCACUAUUCCAUAUGUAUGA